This is a messenger RNA of Rhodofomes roseus, 1654 nucleotides long. RefSeq names its product acid protease. The coding region runs from base 360 to 1628 and encodes 422 amino acids. The record is from RefSeq and is a predicted model, not a curated record. Gene Ontology annotation, molecular function: aspartic-type endopeptidase activity. Lineage: Eukaryota; Fungi; Basidiomycota; Agaricomycetes; Polyporales; Fomitopsidaceae. The transcript has 8 exons. Gene Ontology annotation, biological process: proteolysis.
GCCCAUCGCCCUGUAGGCAGCGUGAGGUGGAAAGACUCCUCCACAUACUGAGUGUUACGUAUGGCACAUGUCUGCAAUGGGCCGAUUACACUGUUUUUCAUUCACAGGGUCUCCCGGAGAGGUCGCGCGCUUAUGGGAUACCGCCAGCCUGAGGCCCGUCAGGCCAGAACACAAUCGGGCACGGAUACCAUACAUGAAGCAUGCAGCGGGCCGGCGGUACGCACACAUAUCCACGUCCGCAUAGCCGUCAUGGGUGGUUCCAGGCCACCUCGGUCAGUCGCCUCCGACGUACUGACUGCUCUUCCGAAAAUGUAUAAAUACUGGCGCGAACUCCGUGUGGGAGGCAUCGAACUUCAACGAUGUUCUCCAAGUCCGCACUCGUCGCUACUGUCGCCCUGGCGGCGAUUCUCAGCUCUGCAACUCCCGUUGACCGGGAGCAGGGCACCCUCAUUCCCUUCGCUAAGCGAAGCGGGCUCACUACAGAAGAUGGUGUCUUCGAUCACGAAAAAGCCAUCCAGAGCACGAUUUACACUCACAACAAACACCGUCAUAACAUGAUCAAUCUUCAGAAAAACGAUCCCGACAAUAUGAGCGAGGGCGCAUCCAUCAGACCGCUACGCACAUACGACAGUGCAGCCACUCACAAAAGGCGACAAGCGGAGUCUACCAUUGACGAAAAGAACGACCUCGAGUGGGCUGGUCUCAUCUCCGUCGGCACUCCUGGAACGAACUUUUUAAUUGACUUCGACACUGGUUCUGCGGAUCUCUGGAUCCCAUGUUCGAACUGCACGGAUGCUGCGUGUGAUACCAAGCACAAGUACCUCGCCGCCGCGUCAUCGACAUCUCAAGCGAAGACAGGCACUUUCUCUAUACAGUAUGGCGAUCAGUCCUCUGUGUCGGGUCCUAUCUUCACCGAUACCGUCACUGUUGCGGGAAUCACGUCGAACAACCAGUACUUCUCCGCUGUCUCCACACUGUCGGACAAGUUCGAGUCAGACCCUAUCGACGGUAUCCUGGGUAUGGGUUAUCAAACACUUGCCAGCUUGGGCCAGCCUCCCUUCGUCAAUCAGGCGAAAACGCAGGGGAGCAUCAAAAACGCCGUCUUCGGCAUGAAGCUCUCGAAGGUUGGCUCCGAGCUGUACCUGGGAGGAACGGACACGUCGCAAUACAGUGGGCAAAUUGAGUACCAUCCAGUAACCGGCUCUGGGUUCUGGCAGAUCCCCAACGCGACGGCCUUGGUGGACGGUAAGACUGCCAACUCCGGGUUUCAAACUAUCAUUGAUAGUGGUACGACCAUCAUGUACGGCCCCACGGAUGCCGUCGCCUCCUUCUAUAAGUCCGUGCCUGGAGCGUCCAUCUUCGACGAACAGAACGGCUACUACCAGUUCCCAUGCGACUCAGUACCCACCGUCGCUUUCAGCUGGGGAGGGAACGCUUGGACGAUCAGCCCUGAUAACUUCAACCUUGGCCACGCAGACCCCACGUCGAGCUCCUGUAUCGGCGCCCUCGCGGGUCAAGAUUUGGGCCUUGGGUCCGACGUGUGGCUGCUCGGGGACAGCUUCAUGAAGAACGUCUACUCAGCAUUCUCUUUUGAUCAAAACUCGGUCGGGUUUGCGAAGUUGUCGUGAAGUGUGCUUUCUAUCGUCACUUUGUG